AUGCUCUCGAGUAUUUUGGUGCCGAUCUCGCUUGCGGUUGCGGUUGCGGCGGUCAUCGCUCCGCCGAUGCCCCUUCAGCCACUGCCGCCUCCAUCCGCGAAGCAUGGAGCGCUUGCUACUCAGGCCACGACAUACUACUUCGACCAGCUCAUCGACCACAAUGAUCCCAGCCUGGGGACGUUCCAAAUGCGAUACUGGUUCGACUCGACCUUUUACAAGAAGGGCGGCCCUAUCAUCUUCAACACCCCUGGAGAGGCCAACGCCGCGCCGUACACGGGUUACCUUACCAACUCGACGAUCAACGGCCAGAUAGCGCAAGAGUUGAAUGGUGCCACAAUUGUCAUGGAACACCGUUUCUUCGGUCUAUCAAACCCGUAUCCGGACCUGACUGUGAAGUCGCUCAAGUAUCUCACGAUACAGCAGGCAAUAGACGAUUUCGCAUACUUCGCUGAAACCGCAACGUUGCCGAUGACUGGUGGUGAUGCCGUUAAACCUGAUCAAGUGCCUUGGAUAUUUGUCGGCGGAAGCUACUCGGGUGCUUUGACUGGCUUUGUGUUGCAGAAUAAGCCCGACGUGUUCUGGGCCGGAUACAGCUCCUCCGGGGUGGUCGAGAGCAUAGUGGACUUCUGGAGGUACUUCGAACCAAUCAGGGAAGGGAUGCCGACCAACUGCUCGGCCGACGUCGCAGCGGUGAUCGCUCACUUCGAUUCAAUUGCCAAUGACACGGAUGCCUUUGAUGCGCUCAAGGCCCAAUUCGGCAUGGCGGAUGUCGUUCAUCCCGACGAUGCGACAGGAGCCCUGCGCAACAACCUCUGGGACUGGCAAAGCCUACAGGUCUACUCUGGAGCCGGUACUCAGUUCUAUGAAUUCUGCGAUGCCCUCGAGAAGGAUUCCAACGGGACAGUGGCACCUGCCACUGGUUUCGGACUGGAUCAUGCUCUCAAAGCUUGGAGCUCGUACUUCAAUAGCACAUACCUACCUUCGCUGUGCGGUGACCAGAACCGGAAUGAUUGCCUGGGAACGUACGACCCGAACGCGACUUACUACACCAAUACCGAGGUCGACAAUGCCGGCCGCUCCUGGACAUGGAUCGUGUGCAACGAAGUCGGGUACUUCCAGGAUGCUGCCCCGGAAGACCAUGUGACUCUUGUAUCGCGCCUGGACCAGCCCAGCAGUGACGAGCGCCAAUGUCAAUGGAUGUUCCCGGAGGCGUUCUCCUCCCCACCGGUCCCCGACGUGGAGAAGACCAAUGCAGCUUAUGACGGAUGGGAUAUGAAGGUACCGCGGGUAUUCUUUGCGACGGCUCACCGUGACCCUUGGCGCGACGCGACCAUGGCCGCUGAGAAUGUCACGCCUCCCAAUACCGACCCCUCCGACAUCGGCAUUAGCGACGGCUUCCAUUGCUCUGAUCUUCUCACUCAGAGUGGUGUGGUGGAUAGCACGGUGCUCGCCGUGCAGAAGACAGGGCUUGCUAAGCUCAGCCAGUGGGUGAAGGAGUUUGAACCUGCGUCAAAGAAGCGUUCUCUGGGACGUAGCUAUGGGUACCCCGUUGGCAAGCUUUAA
Messenger RNA from Peniophora sp. CBMAI 1063, 1563 nucleotides. The record is from the annotation of a GenBank genome assembly. Lineage: Eukaryota; Fungi; Basidiomycota; Agaricomycetes; Russulales; Peniophoraceae.